Amborella trichopoda is the source of this 1377-nucleotide messenger RNA. RefSeq names its product cell division control protein 2 homolog A. Lineage: Eukaryota; Viridiplantae; Streptophyta; Magnoliopsida; Amborellales; Amborellaceae. Gene Ontology annotation, biological process: protein phosphorylation; regulation of meiotic cell cycle; regulation of G2/M transition of mitotic cell cycle. Gene Ontology annotation, molecular function: ATP binding; cyclin binding; cyclin-dependent protein serine/threonine kinase activity. The record is from RefSeq and is a predicted model, not a curated record. Gene Ontology annotation, cellular component: cyclin-dependent protein kinase holoenzyme complex; cytoplasm; nucleus.
UUCUGUGUUCAAACUCGGGUUCCAAAGCUUUGCUCCUAUAAUAAAUACUCGUAGGGGUACACAGAUUGACACACUGCGCAAGCACGAGAAAUGCGCAGGAAAAGAUACUUCAAAAACAUAAGCAACUAAAGGGCUCUGCUUCUUCGCUCCAAAUUCUCCCUCCUUAAUUCCACUUUAUUAGGGGGUGAGGGUUGAAUGGACCAGUAAGCUUUGUUCAGGCUAUUGAGUCUUCGGGUUUUGGGUUUUUGUGUUUCUCGUUGACUGGUGUGACUCUAUGCAGUAUGAGAAGGUUGAGAAGAUCGGAGAAGGGACUUAUGGAGUGGUUUAUAAGGCUCGCGAUCGUGUGACCAAUGAGACUAUCGCGCUAAAAAAGAUCAGACUUGAGCAGGAGGAUGAGGGCGUUCCUAGCACAGCAAUCAGAGAGAUAUCUCUCCUGAAGGAAAUGCAGCAUGGAAAUAUAGUGAGAUUGCAAGAUGUAGUGCACAGUGAGAAGCGAUUAUAUCUGGUUUUUGAGUAUCUGGAUCUGGACUUGAAAAAGCAUAUGGAUUCUUCUCCGGAUUUUUCCAAGGAUCUACGCGUAAUAAAAAUGUUUUUGUAUCAGAUUCUUCGUGGGAUUGCAUACUGCCAUUCUCAUAGGGUUCUUCACCGUGAUCUAAAACCUCAAAAUUUGCUAAUAGAUCGUAGUACCAAUGCAUUGAAGCUUGCAGACUUUGGAUUGGCUAGAGCAAUUGGUAUUCCAGUCCGGACGUUUACUCAUGAGGUGGUAACACUGUGGUACAGGGCCCCUGAGAUUCUCCUUGGUUCACGGCAUUACUCAACCCCUGUUGAUGUAUGGUCAGUGGGGUGUAUCUUUGCUGAGAUGGUAAAUCAGCGUCCAUUGUUUCCUGGUGACUCGGAGAUUGAUGAACUGUUUAAGAUAUUCAGGAUCCUAGGCACUCCAAACGAAGAAACUUGGCCAGGUGUGAAUUCUUUGCCAGACUUCAAGUCAUCCUUUCCAAAGUGGCCCCCGAAGGGCCUUGCAAGUGUUGUUCCAAAUCUUGAACCAACGGGGAUCGAUCUUCUUUCGAAAAUGCUGUACUUGGAACCAAGUAGAAGGAUCACAGCUCGGAGUGCCCUUGAGCAUGAAUACUUCAAGGAUGUGGAAUUUGUGCCUUGACUGCCUUUUUCGUGUAUAUAGUUUGGUUCAAACAAGAUGGACAGUGGUGUGGGUUUGAAAUCUGUAAAAGUUGGUUAUGUGGAACCCAUGUGAGUGAUUGUUUUUCUUCUUUUUGUGUCAAGGUUUUGCUUUUGUGGUGUGUUAUUGGAUCAAAUUCUAGAACGAUGAUUGGGUUUGCCUUGAUUUUUAAUGUUUACGACAAGUAUUCUUUCACGCCUGUA